Molecule: messenger RNA, 943 nt
Organism: Brassica napus (rape)
Lineage: Eukaryota; Viridiplantae; Streptophyta; Magnoliopsida; Brassicales; Brassicaceae
Product: peroxisomal and mitochondrial division factor 2
Source: RefSeq, a predicted model, not a curated record
GUCUGACGCCGGCGGAGAUGGAGGAGUUGAGAGGAGAGGAAUCCAAGGCGAGGCGUAAGAGCCUCAGAGCUCGAGACAGAAGUGUCGCGGCUUCAGAGGGGGGGGGGGGAGAGAAGCUCCGGUCUGAGGUUUCUCAGAAAAGGGAUGGGAUUGAGAAGUUGGAGAAGGAGGUGACUGGUUUUAUAAGUGUAAAGGAGGAGAACGAGAAGAGAAUGAAGGAGUUGGAGACCAAGUUUGAUCUGGAGGUUAAAGAGUUGGAGGAGAGGAACACGAAGAUGAGAGAUAAUAUUGAUAACAAGGAGAAGGAAGUGAGUGAGUUGAAGUAGAAGUAGAAGAUCAAUGGUUUGGAAUCGAACGUUGCAGAAGGGAAAACAGAUAAGAAGGUUGUGGAGGAUUCAUUGAGAGAGUCAGAGAAUAAAAUGGUGGCGAUGGAAUCAGAGACUGUGGAGUUAUAGAGACAGAUUGAUUAGUCUGAGAAGAUAAUCAUUGUCGAAGAACCACUUAAUGGCAUUGUGCUUAAUUCACGGUCCCCUACUAGUAUGACUACUGGUUCUGGUGGAGCUAUGGCGGCUGUUGCGGUUGCAGUGGCCGGAGCAGCCGUCGUCUGCUACAUUUACCACUCCAAGAGGGUUCGAUUCAACUUAGAAUCUUUUAACUCCUCUGUGUGUUUGGUCCAUUUCACAGUUUUGUAGUCUUCUUUAUUGGGUGUUUGCUUACACAUUUUUCAUUAGUUUAUACAUUGUUACUGAACCUAAAAAUGGGAAGACAUUUCUGUAAUCAUCGUUUACUAUUUUAUAGUAUAACAUAAAACAGUUUUACAUAUCAAUUACAACCCUUUUAGUUUAGUUCUUCUUCUUACUCACCCCACAAGCUGCUUGGCUUCAAGAGUCUUCUCAUACUCUUCAAUAGACUUAAAGAGCUCAGAGAAGUUACCUUUACCAAA